Molecule: messenger RNA, 1842 nt
Organism: Syngnathoides biaculeatus (alligator pipefish)
Lineage: Eukaryota; Metazoa; Chordata; Actinopteri; Syngnathiformes; Syngnathidae
Gene: ikbip
Product: IKBKB interacting protein
Exons: 3
Coding region: 398-1564 (388 amino acids)
Source: RefSeq, a predicted model, not a curated record
UUCAGGGAUCUUGUACAAGCGUGGGAAAUUUAGCUAUCCAAACACUAAACUGAUAUUUUCUCUGUAAGCAACGUUUAUAUUCAGGAUAUUCAAUUGAACGAGUUGUCAACGGUAAUUUAUAUGCAUUUAUUAGAAGAGUUUUAAUUUUCCCGGAGACGUGGCUUUUUAUUUUGAAGUGGGAAUUUACGAGACGCACGUGAACAGGCACAACCGGGUGAAAGAAAAUGGGAGUGAUCGACGUGCAAGUGAUUUUUGAAUGCCACUUUUAUGACUUUAUUAUUAUACUAUGAACGUGUGUAACUUUAAAACAAACUGGUGAGUUUUUCGACCUGUUGAUUUUAUUAUUUUUAUUUUUUUUACCCCCUCCACCCCGGUCAAAAGUGUGCGUCGCUUAAAAAUGCCCGCCGAGGUGAAGCAAAGAAAGAAAAAGCAAAAUGACGAAAUCGUCACAGAUUCUGCACACAAACAAGACGGGGACGCGAAAGCGAGGCGUGAACAACAUGCCGGCGACGCUCGAAAAACGUCGAGUUUAUUGGACCCUAAAUGCAUCAUGUGCGUCCUGUCUCUUUCGGUGUGCGCGGCACUGAGCUGGACGGUGCUGCAGCAAAAUGCCAGGUUCUCCCAGAUGGAGGAAAAAUUCACACUGUUGUACGCCAAGACCUCACGGUUGUCAUUCGUGGAGGAGCAGGUCCAGAAGGUGACCCAAAAACUCGCCGCUUCCGAGGAGGACCUCCGGGCGGCGCUCUCCGACGUCUCCUGGGCGGGCGCGCUCCGGCGGGACGUGGCCGCGCUGCACGUCGCCAUGGGGACGCUGCAAGCGGAGGACAGCGCGGCGUCGGACGACCUGCGGGCCGUCAACGAGCGCUUCCUCAACGUGACUGAGACGUGGCAGGAGCGCCUCGCCGCCGCCGCCGCCGAGCUGGCGUCACUCAAGGCCGAGUCGCGGGAGGCCCACGCCGGCGCCGCGGAACGGGUAAACGAGGCCGAGCGGAGGGCCCGGUCGCUGGCGGAGAAGCUGGAGGAGCUGGAGGACAGCACCAGGCGGAACGCCCGAGCCUUGGAGCGCGCCGAGGAGGACGACGCCAAGCGGGCGCAGGCGCAGCUGGACUGGAACACCCGGCGGAUCCACAAAAUGGACGAGAACCUCAACAGGCUGGCCCGCCAGGAGGCGGAGCUCAGCGCCCAGCUGCGGGACCACCUCCCCCGGGCGAAGGAGUGCGAGGAGCAGCUCCCUCACGUGGAGGAGGCGCUGCGCUCCAUCCUGAAGCUGGCCGUUGACCUGGGCGGAGUCGAGCGGCGCCUGGAGGAGGUCACGCUCCAGGUGUUCUCGGCCGAGGACAGCAUGCUCAAGACCCUCGACCGGGUGGUCGGCGUGCGCCGGGAGAUGGACGCCCUGCGGGCGCGCGGCGCCGUCCUCAAGAUGAAGAACGAGCUGGCGGUGGUGCGCGAGGCCGUGAACGAACUCGCCGGGGUGCUGAGGGCGGGGCGGCCAAUCGAGGAAGAGGAAGAGGAAGAGGAGGUGGAGCCGGACGAAGAGUGGGAAGAACCGGACGGAACUCGAUGAUGUCACCGCAAUCUCAAUUUUCAUAUUCGGUUGGAUUUUUUUAAGUUGGUCCCCCCCCCACUUCAAACCGGAUGAAAAUGAGUAAAUAUUGCAGAAGUUUGGGGAAUUACUGGAUGACAGCACGAGCAUGAAUUUCAGAAUUAUAAAUAAAAGAUAGUUUGCCAGAAAAGUUCUGAAUUAUGUUGGAUUUUAAAUUCAUUCAUUACUCAUUAAAUGUCAUCGUUUACACUCAACGGAAAUGUCGUUUUGCAGAAUGAGCAUAGACACGAAAAGCCGAC